UAAGCGUUAAUCUCUGUCCUAAACACAGAGUGGCUAACCACCUUCUCCGGCCAAUCGGAGCAGUAUAUAAACCAAUCAUCGCCAUCUCCUUAUGCCCUAAUUAAAUCUCUAUACAGCUAUCGGAAAAAGUAAGAAAAAUGGCGUCUCCUUCCCUCUGUUUCUCCAUUAUCUUCAUCGCUCUCUUUUUCUCUUCAAUGGCUGUUAACUCUUCCGAGAAAUGCGUAUACACAUUGUACGUGAAGACAGGUUCAAUUCUAAAGGGCGGAACGGACUCGAAAAUCAGCGUGACACUCGGUGAUUCAAGGGGCCAAUCGGUGGAGAUUUCGGAUCUAGAAUCGUGGGGACUGAUGAAACAAGGACACGACUAUUUCGAACGGGACAACAUCGACAUAUUCAGCGGACGGGGCGUGUGCUUGGAAUCGCCGGUGUGCCGACUGAACCUGACCUCCGACGGAUCGGGGUCCCACCACGGGUGGUUCUGCGACUAUGUGGAGGUUACGUCGGCGGGGCCGCACAGAGCAUGCUCACAGACGGCGUUUUACGUGGAUCAGUGGCUGGCGACCGACGCGCCACCGUUUCAGCUGACGACGAUUCUGGACGGGUGCGAUGAUUGGUUGAGUGGGCAUGGAGCGUCGAGGCAUAUGCAUAGCGGAAAGCUGAUGGUUUCCAGUUCCAAAAAAUCUGUUGCAUCGGAGUGAAGUUGAUCGGAAAGGCGGGUGAUUUUUCUUUUUUUUUUUGGCAGUGGCGCAACGUGCGGAGUUUUGGGAGCAUUUUGCUGCUUUAUUAUUAAUCAAAUAAGGGACAUUUUCUUACGUCAUUAUAUAUAUUGAAUUUGGAUGAUAGGUGUAAAAUUUCUAUAAUUUAUAUCGAGAUCGUAUACCAUUGGAUUUUAUAUGUGUAUGGAAUUAUAUAGGUAGAGAUUAUAGUAGUUUAA
This is a messenger RNA of Cucumis sativus (cucumber), 934 nucleotides long. Its product is annotated as PLAT domain-containing protein 3. Gene Ontology annotation, molecular function: protein binding. Lineage: Eukaryota; Viridiplantae; Streptophyta; Magnoliopsida; Cucurbitales; Cucurbitaceae. The transcript has 2 exons. The record is from RefSeq and is a predicted model, not a curated record. The coding region runs from base 138 to 698 and encodes 186 amino acids.